Messenger RNA from Tupaia belangeri chinensis (Chinese tree shrew), 1003 nucleotides. RefSeq names its product ATPase H+ transporting V0 subunit b (gene ATP6V0B). The record is from RefSeq and is a predicted model, not a curated record. The coding region runs from base 109 to 726 and encodes 205 amino acids. Gene Ontology annotation, biological process: proton transmembrane transport. Gene Ontology annotation, cellular component: proton-transporting V-type ATPase, V0 domain. The transcript has 8 exons. Lineage: Eukaryota; Metazoa; Chordata; Mammalia; Scandentia; Tupaiidae. Gene Ontology annotation, molecular function: proton-transporting ATPase activity, rotational mechanism.
UCAGGUGACGCAGCGGGGCGGGCCGACAGACUGCGGGGCGGACGGUGGACGCAGGGACUCCGGUUUAGGUCUGGCCCCGCGGUUCCGACCCCCGCCGCCGUUGCCGCCAUGACGGGGCUCGCGCUGCUCUACUCCGGGGUCUUUGUGGCCUUCUGGGCCUGCGCGCUCGUCGUGGGAGUCUGCUACACCAUUUUUGACUUGGGCUUCCGCUUCGAUGUGGCAUGGUUCCUGACUGAGACUUCCCCCUUCAUGUGGUCGAAUCUGGGCAUUGGCCUGGCCAUCUCUCUGUCUGUGGUUGGGGCAGCCUGGGGCAUUUAUAUUACUGGCUCUUCCAUCAUUGGUGGUGGGGUGAAGGCCCCCAGGAUCAAGACCAAGAACCUGGUCAGCAUCAUCUUCUGUGAGGCUGUGGCCAUCUAUGGCAUCAUCAUGGCGAUUGUCAUUAGCAACAUGGCCGAGCCCUUCAGUGCCACUGACCCCAAGGCCAUCGGCCAUCGGAACUACCAUGCAGGCUACUCCAUGUUUGGGGCUGGACUCACAGUGGGCCUGUCGAACCUCUUCUGCGGAGUCUGCGUGGGCAUCGUGGGUAGUGGGGCUGCCCUGGCCGACGCUCAGAACCCCAGCCUCUUUGUCAAGAUUCUUAUCGUGGAGAUCUUUGGCAGUGCUAUUGGCCUCUUUGGGGUCAUCGUGGCAAUCCUUCAGACCUCCAGAGUGAAGAUGGGUGACUAGAUGAUCUGCCUGGGCGGGGCCGUGCCCUACUCUUAUUUAUUGCUGGUGGUUUUCCUGGGACAGCUGGAGCUGCACCCCCUAGCCUGUCAGGGGGCUCGGUGUUCAGGGCCCUCCCUGCACUCACCUCUUGCCGCCUGUGGAUGUGGAAGCCCUGCAGCCCAGGCUGAAUCCUGUGUGGGGAGUGGGCAGCUGAUGCCGCUGUGCCCCCCAUCUCCACACCCACUCCUGCCCCGUCUUCCCAGUGUUUGUGAAAUAAACGUGGUAUUUGUCCGGGUCA